AUGGAUAGCAACCAACGAGAAACUGAAAUAGAGCAAUGCUUAGAUGAUAUCCGUGAAGAACACUCCCACUAUACUCCAAUAUCUACAGAUGACUUAAGUGCAAGACCUUCAAGCAGUAAUGUUAUUGUAACAGAACCGGAUCGUCGCUCAAGAUCAAGCAGAACUAUGAAUACAGUAAGACAAACAAGGGAGUUGAAAAUUGAAACAGAGAUACACAAUGUUCCUGAAUUUACCAAUUCAAUUCAACCACAAUCAACAUAUAGUCAUAAAACGCGGCCUAUCGAUGUUUUUCAAAACUUUUUCCCAGAAUAUUUAGUACAAGUUCUAGUGGAACAAACAAAUAGAUAUGCGGUUCAGAAUAAAAGCAAUAAUUUUACACCAGUAUUAUCAAAGGAAAUGAAAGCUUACCUUGGAAUAUUAAUAAUGAUGGGGUUAAACCCAUUGCCUGAUAUGGAGCUAUAUUGGUCUAAUGACCCUUUUUACAAUAAUGCAGAAAUUUCAAAAAUUAUGCCUAUCAAAAGAUAUAAAAAAAUAACUGAAAAUUUACACAUAAAUGACAAUGAAAAAGAACCAAAUAGGAACUCACCGGAAUACGAUAAAAUGUACAAGUUGAGACCAAUGAUUCAAGAGCUUAAUAAAUUGUUCCAGCAGGAAACAGGUAAUUCAAGUAAACAAUCAAUAGAUGAAUGCAUGGUGAAGUUUAAAGGAAGAUCAUCUUUAAAGCAGUAUAUGCCAAAGAAGCCAAUCAAGCGUGGCUUCAAAAUCUGGGCACGUUGUGAUUCUGUAACCGGCUAUCUGUACCAGUUCGAAAUUUAUACCGGGAAAGGAGACAGUAUGGAAGACGAGGGACUGGGGUACAAUGUGGUUAAAAAGCUGUCAGUCGGCCUUCCUGAGAACACUCUGAUAGCGUUUGAUAACUUUUUCACUAGCUGUAACCUAAUGGAAUAUUUGUACGAAAAUCAAAUUUUUGCUGUUGGUACAGUUAGAGUAAAUAGAAAAGAUCUUCCGGAAAUUUUUAAAAAGUCUCAACCAAAACAUUUAAGACUUGAAAGGAACCAAUUUGCAGCUGUAACUGCUAAACCAAUUACAGCAAUCAAGUGGCUUGAUACAAGGGAUGUUAAUAUUCUUACAACAGCUCACCAUCCAACUGACACAGUAUUUGUAAAGAGAACUCAGAAAGAUGGUACUAAAAAUAAAGUUCUCAUCCCCACAUCUAUCGCUCAGUAUACGCUCACCAUGGGAGGCGUCGAUCACUUUGAUCAUUUCAGAUCAUCAUAUCCGAUCAAUAGAAAAUGCAGGAAAUUUUGGAUGAGAUUGUUUUUCUUUAUGUUUGAUGCGGCAAUCAUAAACAGCUAUAUAACCUACAAUACUGUGCAUGUAGCAAGUACUCAUUCUCAUAGAAAUUUUCGAUUGCGAUUGGCUCGUGAGCUGAUAUCAAAUUACUCUAACAAGGUAAAACGCCAGGUUGUUUUCAAAAACAAAAUGGGCUCCAACUUUGGAGUUCCAGAUGCGAUACGUUUACUCAAUGUCGGCGUCCAUCUUCCAGAUGAAGGAAAUACUUACAAAAGAUGCCGAUUUUGUAGCACAAAAAAAGAGGAGAGAAGAACAAAAAUAGUAUGUUCCACGUGCCAAGUUGCACUAUGUGCAAAGAAAUGUUUUAAAUUAUUCCACGAGGCUUCACCCCAAGAAUAA
Parnassius apollo (apollo) is the source of this 1692-nucleotide messenger RNA. The record is from the annotation of a GenBank genome assembly. Lineage: Eukaryota; Metazoa; Arthropoda; Insecta; Lepidoptera; Papilionidae.